AUGCUCACUAGUUUAUCGUUUCCUUUGCUUCUUUUGGCGCUGAGUGCUUUUACACCAACAAAUGCCAGCAAAAGCGUGACAAAUAUUUCGGAUUGCCCGAAAUUGACGCCUAGAAAUGGAACUAACAGCGUACACGAUCUUCGUAUCGAUGAUAUCAAAGUAGUGGGAGCAUUGGGCGAUAGUAUUACUGCAGGAUUUGGUAUACUUGGAUAUGACGCCACCCUACCGCCGCUGCUCGGUUUAUUGGACAGUUAUAAUGAAUAUAGAGGACUCAGUUAUAGUAUCGGUGGCGAUGAGAAAGCAUACACAGUUCCUAACUAUAUCAAACAUUUUCAACCACGUUUAAAUGGAUAUUCAACAGGCAAGCAUAUUGGCGAAUACUGCAAUGCUGAUAACUGUGCUGCUAAUUAUUUACCUGAUCAGGAUGAACUGAAUGCUGCCCAAAGCGGCGCGAUAGCUAUGAACCUAGAUCAUGAAUUGGACUAUCUAAUUAAGCAAAUGAGAAAUAUGAAAAAUAUUGAUUUCGAUAAGGAUUGGAAAAUGAUCAAUAUUCAAAUUGGCUCAAACGAUAUGUGUGGUGCCUGCAAUACUUCUUAUUCAGACGAAGUGACGCCUGACAAAUUUGGCAACUAUGUUGAAAAAGUUAUUGAGAGGAUUGAACGAAAUAUUCCACGAGUCCUUAUCAACUUAAUUGGCACCUUCAACGUUUCUGAAGUGUUUCCGCUGACGGCAAAUCACCCUGAGUAUUGUCAUAAUCAAAACGCAACAAAUGGGAAAGAGCACCAUUCUUGCGCUUGUUCGGCGACACCCGAGGGUUUAGCCACGUUGUAUAAUUUAUCUGCUGCUUACAAUGAAAGAUUGUACUCUAUUUAUAAAAAGUAUCAAAAAACAAAGAAGGAUGAUUUUGCAGUAGUUUACCAACAAAGUAAUAUCAAUAUCUCAGGGUUUCCUCUAGAUUUCUUUAGGUAUAAUAAGUUAUUUUUUGGAAAUUGA
Molecule: messenger RNA, 993 nt
Organism: Mycotypha africana
Lineage: Eukaryota; Fungi; Mucoromycota; Mucoromycetes; Mucorales; Mycotyphaceae
Exons: 6
Coding region: 1-993 (330 amino acids)
Biological process (GO): phospholipid metabolic process
Molecular function (GO): glycerophospholipase activity
Source: RefSeq, a predicted model, not a curated record